GCGCCAAAGCAUUGGUAUAGUACAGUGCGUUUGUAUUGUUUUCUGAUAAUUUCUACCUCUUUCCUCGGCGAAUGUGUCUAAGUAAGUACUAUGUACAGCUAGCUAUUCUUUCAUAGUCAGAACUGCGAUUGCAGAGCUUGAAAAUUGAAAUAUCUACAGAUCGAUUGCAUGUACGCGCGGCGUGGAGAAGCCAUCAAGAACAUGGCCAACAAGUUUGACGACGUGACAGCGGGCCUGGCGGAGGACUUCGUCAAGGCCUACAAGGGCAAUUUCCGUCGUGGAAAUCUGCGAGGAACCGCACAAAAACACGAGGAUGACCUCUGCGGGCAGCUGCUCGCCCAGCCCGAAUCACAGGACAUCCUUGACCGCAUCAUGGCCAAGGCGAAGCGCUGACUUAGUGGAAUGGGGUACAUUGUCCGCCUAGUAGAAUGUUGUGGCUCUCUAAUGAGUUGACCGAGGGAAGGCGUGCCCGUCUCCUGGUCCACCUGUACGAUUGGUUUUCAGAAUGAACAACGCGAUUUAACGAAGCGAAGUCGCCACAUCUCCUCCUUGUGAAUAUGUAGAAUAUAAU
Molecule: messenger RNA, 571 nt
Organism: Amoebophrya sp. A120
Lineage: Eukaryota; Dinophyceae; Syndiniales; Amoebophryaceae
Source: the annotation of a GenBank genome assembly